AGAGGACAAUCCCCAAGAAGUAUAGAAGGAAAGAAAAACAAUGGAGGAGAACAAGAGCAAAGUGACACUACAUGGGAUGUGGGCAAGCACAUACUCAAAGAGAGUCGAAAUCGCCCUUAAACUUAAGGGUAUACUCUACGAGUACGUGGAAGAAGAUCUAAGCAACAAGACGGAGUCGCUAGUUCAACUCAACCCUGUUCACAAGAAGGUUCCUCUUCUUGUCCAUGAUGGUAAACCAGUGGCUGAAUCACAAGUGAUUCUUGAAUAUAUCGAUGAAACGUGGAAGAAUUCUCCUCGUCUCUUGCCAGAGGAUUCUUAUGAAAGGGCCCAGGUCCGGUUCUGGGUCAGCUACAUCAACGAACAGGUGAUUGAGGUCAUGCGUAAAGUUCUGUUUCAAGAAGGUGAAGCUCAAGAAAAGGCUAUAGAAGAGGCUAGAGAGAGGUUCAAAGUUCUUGAAGAAGGACUAAAGAAGCAUUUCCCGAAUAAAAUCAUCAGAGAGAAUGAUGAUGUCGGGCUUUUGGACAUCAUCAUUAUCUCUACUUUUGGAUCCCACAAAGAUUAUCAUGAACUGUUCGGUGUAGGGAUCAUUGAUCCAGUGAACACUCCAACAUUAUACAACUGGAUAGAGAGCCUGAAAGAGCUGGCCGUGAUUAAAGAAGCUGAAGUGCCUAGUGAUAGGUUGGUGCCCUUUCUCCAGAUGUAUAGACAAAUGCAUCUCCAGCAGGCUGCAAACACGUAAUGAGAUCAAAAUAUUGGUCUAGUGAUUUGAUGUCUCAAAGAAUAAUAAUAGAUUGAAACUAAUAAAUAAAGGCACUUGCCAAGUUAUUCCUUGAGACAAGUCGUUUAUGUGAUGGCAGUUACUAAUGUAUGAUAUUGAAACUAAAUAAAUGCAUUUGUCAGUA
Messenger RNA from Brassica napus (rape), 902 nucleotides. Its product is annotated as glutathione S-transferase U10. Gene Ontology annotation, biological process: glutathione metabolic process. The record is from RefSeq and is a predicted model, not a curated record. Gene Ontology annotation, cellular component: cytoplasm. Gene Ontology annotation, molecular function: glutathione transferase activity. The coding region runs from base 41 to 739 and encodes 232 amino acids. NCBI's taxonomy places the organism in Eukaryota, Viridiplantae, Streptophyta, Magnoliopsida, Brassicales, Brassicaceae. The transcript has 2 exons.